AUGCCGCGCUCAAGAUCGCAUGAGGCUGUGACGAGAGCAAGCAUGAUGAAUCUCCUGAAGCUGAGGGCGAACAUGACCGCAUGUUUAAUAAACAACGCAACUAGAGGUUGCACGCCAUUCUUUGCACCGCUGGAAGAUGAUGGAAAUCGAAAUUUGAGGUCGAGACUCACACAUUAUCAUUCCAAAGAGCUGGAAAUAAUCCGCAGUAUUCGGCAAAGUCUUGAAGCCGAUCAGCAGGCCUGGCCACAAUGUGCAAGCCACGUACAGCAAGAGCUAGGACAACUCAGCAGGGAAAUCGAAACGGACAAGGAAUUGGGAUGUUCGCCGCAAGACAUCCUGCUCAAAAAUAUUCGGCACAUGGUGAACCUGGUGGAGGAAAUCUCUGCAAAGUGUCAAACGGGAUGUGAAUGUAACUUCAUGCAUAGGCAUCGGACGGAUUUGCGAAGUCAGCUCCAGCUUAAAUGA
Pochonia chlamydosporia 170 is the source of this 465-nucleotide messenger RNA. RefSeq lists its product as hypothetical. Lineage: Eukaryota; Fungi; Ascomycota; Sordariomycetes; Hypocreales; Clavicipitaceae. The coding region runs from base 1 to 465 and encodes 154 amino acids. The record is from RefSeq and is a predicted model, not a curated record. The transcript has a single exon.